Molecule: messenger RNA, 2298 nt
Organism: Leptonychotes weddellii (Weddell seal)
Lineage: Eukaryota; Metazoa; Chordata; Mammalia; Carnivora; Phocidae
Source: RefSeq, a predicted model, not a curated record
AUGAGUGUGCCCAAGAGCAUCCAGUCACAUAAGCAUAUUUGUUUAUUGGCUUGGAGAAUAGAUCAUGUUACAGUCAGCAUUGAACCACCCAUGUUGGAAUGUGGAAAAGCACAAACAGACCAGAAUGAAAUGAGUCCGAAAAGGAAGUAUCCCAACUGCAAUUGCCACCAGGUUCAAAUCAGAACUCAAUUGCUAACAAAACAUGUUAUCAGCAUUGUUUCAUGUUCCUUUUAUACAUGCUAUAUUGAACAUUAUCUGAAGAAAAGGAAAUUCAGUUUGUGGGUCUCAGCAGGAGCUCAGCUAACGCAGCUUAAAAAAAUGCCGAGAAGGAAGCGCUUAUCUGCAGGCAGAGCGCCCAUGAUUCUCUUCCUGUGCCAGAUGAUUAGCGCACUGGAUGUACCUCUUGAUCCUGAGCCACCACGAAUACUUACAUCUGCAAAUACACUCUAUCAGGUCAUUGCAGACAGGCCUGCUCUUCUGGAUUGUGCCUUCUUUGGGUCUCCUCUGCCGACCAUUGAGUGGUUCAAGGGAGCUAAAGGUAGUGCCCUUCGUGAAGAUAUUUAUGUUUUGCAUGAAAAUGGCACUUUGGAAAUUCCUGUGGCCCAAAAGGACAGUACGGGAACUUAUACAUGUGUUGCAAGGAAUAAAUUAGGAAUGGCAAAGAAUGAAGUUCACUUAGAAAUCAAAGAUGCAACAAGGAUCAUUAAACAGCCCGAAUAUGCAGUCAUGCAAAGAGGGGGCACCGUGUCCUUCGAAUGCAAAGUGAAACAUGAUCACACCUUAAUCCCCACCAUCACAUGGCUGAAGGACAACGGUGAGCUGCCCAGUGACGGAAGGUUCACUGUGGACAAGGACCAUUUGGUGGUGGCUGAUGUAAGGGAUGAUGAUGGUGGGACCUACACGUGUGUGGCCAACACAACUCUGGACAACGUUUCUGCCAGUGCUGUGCUGAGCGUUGUUGCUCCUACUCCAACUCCAGCUCCUAUUUACGAUGUCCCAAAUCCUCCCUUUGAUUUAGAAUUGACGGAUCAACUCGACAAAAGUGUUCAGCUGUCGUGGACGCCAGGCAAUGACAACAACAGCCCUAUUACAAAAUUCAUCAUUGAAUAUGAAGAUGCAAUGCACGAGGCAGGGCUGUGGCACCUCCAAACCGAGGUUUCUGGAAUGCAGACCACAGCCCAGCUGAAGCUGUCGCCUUACGUGAACUACUCCUUCAGAGUGAUGGCCGUGAACAGCCUCGGGAGGAGCUUGCCCAGUGAGGCAUCUGAACAGUAUUUGACUAAAGCCGCAGAACCUGAUACAAAUCCCACAGCUGUGGAAGGACUGGGAUCAGAGCCUGAUAAUUUGGUGAUUACCUGGAAGCCCUUGAAUGGUUUCGAAUCUAACGGGCCAGGCCUUCAGUACAAAGUGAGCUGGCGCCAGAAAGAUGGCGACGAUGAAUGGACGUCUGUGGUGGUGGCAAAUGUAUCCAAAUAUAUUGUCUCGGGCACACCGACCUUCGUUCCAUACCUGAUAAAAGUGCAGGCCCUGAAUGACGUGGGGUUUGCUCCAGAGCCAGCCGUGGUCAUGGGGCAUUCUGGAGAAGACCUCCCAAUGGUGGCUCCCGGAAAUGUGCACGUGAACGUGGUGAACAGUACCUUAGCUGAGGUGCACUGGGACCCCGUACCUCUGAAAAGUAUCCGAGGACACCUGCAAGGCUAUCGGAUUUACUACUGGAAGGCGCAGAGUUCGUCUAAGAGAAACAGACGCCACCUUGAGAAGAAGAUCCUCACUUUCCAGGGCAGCAAGACUCACGGCAUGCUGCCUGGGCUGGAGCCCUUCAGCCACUACACGCUGAACGUCCGCGUGGUCAACGGGAAAGGGGAGGGCCCGGCCAGCCCCGACAGAGUCUUUAAUACUCCAGAAGGAGUCCCCAGUGCUCCAUCCUCUUUGAAGAUUGUUAACCCAACUCUAGACUCCCUCACUCUGGAAUGGGACCCACCGAGCCGCCCGAAUGGCAUUUUGACUGAAUACACCUUAAAGUAUCAGCCAAUUAACAGCACCCAUGAAUUAGGCCCACUGGUGGAUCUGAAAAUUCCUGCCAACAAGACACGCUGGACUUUAAAAAAUUUAAAUUUCAGCACGCGGUAUAAGUUUUAUUUCUAUGCACAAACAGCAGCAGGAUCCGGAAGUCAAAUAACAGAGGAGGCGGUGACAACUGUGGAUGAAGCUGGUAUUCCUCCACCUGAUGUAGGUGCAGGCAAAGGUAAAAUCAUUCAUCUGCAUGACUUUAUACAUGUGUGAAAUUUGCAAUGUUAA